Hippocampus comes (tiger tail seahorse) is the source of this 3662-nucleotide messenger RNA. It is a transcript of the gene ccnt2a, whose product is annotated as cyclin T2a. Bases 375 to 2537 code for a protein of 720 amino acids. The record is from RefSeq and is a predicted model, not a curated record. Gene Ontology annotation, molecular function: cyclin-dependent protein serine/threonine kinase regulator activity. NCBI's taxonomy places the organism in Eukaryota, Metazoa, Chordata, Actinopteri, Syngnathiformes, Syngnathidae. Gene Ontology annotation, biological process: regulation of transcription by RNA polymerase II. The transcript is spliced from 10 exons.
GAGCCUUCCACAAACUUGAUGAUGGAGGUCUGGAUCCGAUAUCACCACGUGGCCUUGCUUUUUAGCCUUCAUUUUAGGACAUUAAUAAAUAUCGGAACGUUGUAAGCAUUCCUGGUAUGAACUUGUUUGUAUCAAGCAAACAACAAAAAGCGAAACAACACAACCACCCGGAUCUCACCCUCGAAAGGCGUCUAUAUCAGUGUUAUUGUUUCCUAAUUGUUUAGCCUGGUUGUCUUUGCUUAACCCCUCAGUAUGUAAAUAAAGUCGAUUUCAAUGUACCUGUAUUUCAUUCUCAUUCGAUUUGAAAUGAUUUUCCGCGGUUUCCGGUCGUCCGCCGACGUCAUCUCCGCGUUCUCCGUGACUGUCGAAGAGCAAUGGCGGCGAGCCGGGGAUCUUCUUCGAGAUGGGUUUUCAGCCGGGAGCAGCUCGAAAGCACGCCGUCUCGCCGAUGCGGAGUAGAACCGGACCGAGAGCUGUCUUACCGGCAACAAGCGGCGAAUCUGAUCCAAGACAUGGGACAGAGACUCAAUGUCUCUCAACUAACUAUAAAUACAGCAAUUGUUUACAUGCAUAGAUUUUACAUGCACCACUCGUUCACCAAAUUUCACAGGAAUACAAUAUCUCCUACGACGCUAUUUUUGGCUGCCAAAGUGGAAGAGCAGCCACGGAAACUGGAAUAUGUGAUUAAAGUUGCGCACGCCUGCUUAAACCCGCAAGAAUCGCCUCUUGACACUAAGAGUAAUGCCUACCUCCAGCAAGCUCAAGAGCUGGUGAUACUUGAAUCCAUAGUGCUGCAGACGCUUGGCUUUGAAAUUACUAUUGAUCACCCACACACUGAUGUGGUGAAAUGUUCCCAGCUAGUGCGAGCGAGCAAGGAUCUGGCACAGACUUCUUAUUUCAUGGCUACCAACAGUCUACACCUCACUACAUUCUGCCUCCAGUACAAGCCCACAGUGAUUGCCUGUGUGUGUAUUCACCUGGCGUGCAAGUGGUCCAACUGGGAGAUCCCGGUGUCGACCGAUGGCAAACACUGGUGGGUGUACGUGGACAGCUCCGUUACGCUUGAGCUGCUCGAUGAGUUGACGCAUGAGUUCCUGCAGAUUUUGGAAAAGACGCCCAGCCGGUUAAAGAGAAUACGCAACUGGAGAGCAACCCAAGCUGCUAAGAAGCCCAAAUGUGAGAGCAGCCAACUGACAGAUUCCUCCAUCGCCGGACCUUCGAUGCUCCAAGACCAUUCCCUGCUGGACGGCUCCCUUGUUGGAGUGCCCCGCUCGAGUUUUUCCAAAGCGGGUGGCGCCUUCGUGUCGAUUUCUGCUCAGUCUGGAGGCGCGCCACUGUCUCUGAACUCCCUGGCUGGCCCUUACAACCCGCCCAGCCACAGUGAGUGGCCCCAGACCAACCUGAGUCAAGCGGGGUAUUCUUCCAGCUGUAUAAAACCGGAACCCCUCAGCACCUCUCACCAAGAUCAGACACUGUCCUUGCAGGCGUCCGCUUCCACUUUGCAUCCGCCUCCGUUAGCGAUCAAGACCGAGAAAACCGCCGAUGUUAACAUCAAACAGGAACUCAAAGGAGCGUGCGCAAGCGGAGCCGGCAAGCAUCAGCCGCCAACUUCAUCAUCUUAUCUGCCGGCGCCGCAACACUCCUCUGCCCCCAAAUUGUCGCUGGACAAAUACAGAGAAAAACACGGCGCGGACGUCGCCGCCUCCGGGCAGAAAAGCCGACAGGAGCAGCAGCAGCCCGCGCUCACAGAGAACAACAUGAGAGGGGAUCCGUCGUCUUCCUCAAACUAUGCACCGCCGUCUUUGAGCCAAGUCGAUCACAGGAAGUAUUCACAGACGCAUCAAAUGUCCCAAAGUGCCCAUCAUUUAGGUAGCGGGAGCAACACCUGCACUGCCUCGCCCAUGAAGAAUCGAGUUGCUUGCGCGGCGUCGGGGCAGGACAGGCGCCAUCACGGUGACAAAUGGGACAAAAGUUCCCUCAACCUCCACCUGGCAAUUCCUGCCACUGGAGGAAGCUCCCAGCUGGACAGAAGCAAGGAGGAGCUCAAGAUGAAAAUCAAGGUUUCCUCCUCAGCAGAGCGCCACAGUUCAUCGGACGAAGGCGGCGGUGGCACCGCCACCAACAACAGGAGUAAACAUUCCAGUCCGCUCGUGAGCAAGGACAAAGCGCACCGAGGCGCAGAUCACCGCUCUCACAAAUACAGUCACCACAGCCAACACGCUCACAGCGGCAACGGACAAGGGGCCUCCGACGGCCUGUUCCGAGGUCCCCCGGGACUGCUCACGCUCGAAGGACUCGCGCUUCCUCAUAGCGGAUCUGCGUCUUUGACUUUGUCGUCGUCCCGAAAGAGGGCGCACUCCGAGGCCAACCACAACCAGCACCCUUCCUCCUCCUCCUCCUCCUCGUCCGCUUCUUCUUGCUCCAAACCAGGCAAACUCUCCAAGGGCGGCACUGGUGCUGCAGGUGGGCUGCGGACCUCUCAGCAGUACCUCCCUCCUAGCGGGUCGCCCCGUGAAGUGGGAGACCAGAGACACUGAAGCCAAGCCUUCUGCAGCCAUGCUUCCAUCACAUGGGAACUGCAAGAAACGACUCACAGUUCACACUACUAUGCGCAUCCCCCGAUUAAGUGCCCUAGGCGCAAACCUGGGGGAUUAAAUACCCUUUAUCCAAUACCGAAUGGCAGAACAUUGUCAAAAGAAAAAAAAAGAAUAUAUGUGGGCUUGCGAUAGAAGAAGAAAAAACAAACAAGCGGAACAUAAAGCCUCCGUACUCUGACCUCUGGGCUGUGAUUGCCAGUCCCAUCGUUCUCCCUGGUGUCGAAUUGCUGCUGGUCUCUCCUUCCUGAAAUGCGCUCAAGCGCACGCAGAGGUUGCGUGCGUGCGUGGGCGGCAGGUGGAAGUGUGUAUUUACAUUGACGGGACGCACCUCCCCCCACCCCCCUGCAUUUCACAUCUCCGUAUAGGAAAACAAAAGUAUUACAAGUUCCGUCGAAGGCGUGGACGAGGCGCCUUCCUCAUUUUGUUCCUCUCGCUUUUCUAUUUAAGUAAGUGUUAUGCAAUUUUAAGCGGCACGCCAACGGCCAGCCGGAGAGGAGUUGAACUUCUGUUGGUUGUCAUUCCUCAUUGCAAUAUCGAUGGACGCGUUUUGUUUCAGUGUCGUUUCAUUUCCCCUGGAACUUUGAUUUGUUUUUCUACGCUCGAGUACCGUUUUGAGUUGCAAGUUUUUCCAUCAAAGGGAUGCUCGACAUUCACAGCCAGUGGAGACAAAUGUACAUACGUUUUUGUAUGUUUAGACAAUUAUAACGUGACUACUCAGGUUUGGAGCGACUUGUAAUUAUGACAAUAUAAUUGUUAAAACAUCUCUCUCAAAAAAGAAAAGCUCCAUUGAUAACCGAUUGGUUAGCAUUGGGAAGAUGCAGUGUUCAAGAGGCAUGUGCUUUUUACCGUAUUAUCCAAACGAUAAAAGAAAAGCAGAAAGCAAACAAAAAGACAAUUGUAGUGUGCCAUGGAAAUCUGUACUGUAUAAUCUCCUUUUGAAGUGCAUCACACCUUAUUAAUGGGGCACCGAAGCCUUUGACUUGCCGGCCACGUUUACUCAACAGUACUAUCUAGAAGAAAAUCAGUUGUGAAAUGCGCUCUUGUGUUUUUCUUGCCUUUUUUUUU